AGCCUUCGCCAGGUGGUACGGGAACCCGAAGGGGACAAAAAGGAAAGGGAGUCUCUCUCUCUCUCUCUGGCCAACUUUCUGGCUAGCUGUGGCACAAUGCCCGGCGUUGCUACCCGUAAGAACCAGGAUCGGAACCGAGACAACACCAUGGAGCCGCCGCCAGCUGAUGACUAUGCAAAGGAAAGAUAUGGAGUAUUACCAAUGAUACAGUCCCAGGAGAAACCAGAUCGUGUGUUGAUUCGAAUAGAAGACUUGACAGGAGAUAGAGCUGAUGAAGUUGUCUGGGUUCGUGGCAGGAUUCAUACCAGCAGAGCAAAAGGAAAACAGUGUUUCUUAGUCCUACGUCAGCAGCAGUUUAACGUCCAGGCUCUGGUGGCUGUGGGAGACCAUGCAAGUAAGCAGAUGGUAAAGUUUGCUGCCAACAUCAACAAAGAGAGCAUUGUUGACAUUGAAGGUGUUGUAAGGAAAGUGCCACAUAAAAUUGGAGGCUGCACUCAGCAAGACGUUGAACUACAUGUUCAAAGGAUAUAUGUGAUCAGUUUGGCUGAACCCCGACUGCCCUUGCAGCUGGAUGAUGCUAUUCGGCCGGAAGUGGAAGGAGAAGAGGAAGGAAGAGCUACUGUAAAUCAGGAUACAAGAUUGGACAACAGAGUGAUUGACUUGAGGACCUCCACUAGCCAAGCUGUCUUUCGCCUCCAGUCUGGCAUUUGCCAGCUAUUUCGAGAAACUCUCAUUCACAAGGGGUUUGUGGAAAUCCAGACUCCAAAGAUUAUUUCUGCUGCCAGCGAAGGGGGUGCCAAUGUAUUUACUGUCUCCUACUUCAAAAGCAGUGCCUACCUUGCACAGUCCCCGCAGCUUUACAAGCAGAUGUGUAUUUGUGCAGACUUUGACAAGGUUUUCUGCAUUGGGCCAGUAUUUAGAGCAGAAGAUUCCAACACUCAUAGACACCUGACUGAGUUUGUUGGCCUGGAUAUUGAAAUGGCCUUUAAUUACCAUUAUCAUGAAGUGGUGGAUGAGAUUGCGGAUACUAUGGUGCGGAUAUUCAAAGGACUCCAAGAAAGGUUUCAAACCGAAAUCCAGACUGUGAACAAGCAGUUUCCAUGUGAACCAUUCAAGUUCUUGGAGCCAACUCUGAGGCUGGAGUACCGGGAAGGACUGGCUAUGCUUCGGGAAGCUGGAGUAGAGAUGGGGGAUGAAGAUGAUCUCAGUACACCAAGUGAAAAGCUCUUGGGACGUCUGGUGAAAGAAAAGUAUGACACGGACUUCUAUAUUCUUGACAAAUAUCCUCUAGCUGUAAGACCUUUCUAUACAAUGCCAGAUCCAACAAAUCCUAAAACCUCCAACUCUUAUGAUAUGUUCAUGAGAGGGGAAGAGAUUUUGUCUGGGGCUCAGCGAGUUCAUGAUCCACAGCUGCUGACUGAAAGAGCCUUGCAUCAUGGCAUUGAUUUAGAGAAAAUUAAGGCUUAUAUCGAUUCCUUUCGCUUUGGUGCACCUCCCCAUGCUGGUGGUGGAAUAGGGUUGGAAAGAGUCACCAUGCUGUAUCUUGGGUUGAGCAAUGUCCGGCAAACAUCAAUGUUCCCUCGUGAUCCCAAACGUCUAACACCGUAAGAAGACAGAAGUCUUGAAUUUGAAAGUUUGAUACCUGCUGUCAAAGACCCAGCAUAAAUGCAACAUGCAAUGGGAGGACCUCUAAUCUACUGAAGUGCCACAAUAACAAAUGUUCAACUCAUUUAUUACUAAUAUUUCAAAUCAAUAGUAUUAACAGAUCUCAUCCUGGUGUAGAAAUGUCAUACAUUUUUAAGGAAAUUACUUGAUGAAGUUAGGAGUACUGCUAUCAUCUUGUACUUUAGAAACUUGCUAAAGACUUGCAUUUUAAGAAAAAUUCAUAGUAGUGCAAUAAUGAUAAAUUUGUUUUUAAAUACUUGGCAACAAAGUUAUAAAUCUUAAGAUGUAGAAUUUGAUCAAUAGUAAUGAGUGAAAUUUGGAAAAUAACAAGUUGGACAAGGAUUAUUCUGAGAAGCAACUGGAUAAUAGUGGACAAAGUUGGAUCUUACUAAAUUGUAAAUGCAGGUUACAAUAAAACUUUUAAAUAUCUA
Elgaria multicarinata webbii is the source of this 2096-nucleotide messenger RNA. RefSeq names its product aspartyl-tRNA synthetase 1 (gene DARS1). Bases 97 to 1608 code for a protein of 503 amino acids. NCBI's taxonomy places the organism in Eukaryota, Metazoa, Chordata, Lepidosauria, Squamata, Anguidae. The record is from RefSeq and is a predicted model, not a curated record. Gene Ontology annotation, molecular function: aspartate-tRNA ligase activity; ATP binding; RNA binding. The transcript is spliced from 16 exons. Gene Ontology annotation, cellular component: aminoacyl-tRNA synthetase multienzyme complex; cytoplasm; cytosol. Gene Ontology annotation, biological process: aspartyl-tRNA aminoacylation.